Molecule: messenger RNA, 396 nt
Organism: Camellia sinensis
Lineage: Eukaryota; Viridiplantae; Streptophyta; Magnoliopsida; Ericales; Theaceae
Source: RefSeq, a predicted model, not a curated record
AUGGUUACUGUCAAUCUAGGGAUGCUUCAUUAUGUAUUGGACCAUGUAUAUGGUGCUUUUGUUCAUAGAACAAAGAUAAGCCCACCAUUUUUUUCAAGAGGAUGGGGUGGAACAAAGCUUGAUCUUUUAGAGAAAUUGAUCAAACAGCUAUUCCCUGAGGUUAAAGGACCGAACUGGCCUCCUAUUUUGGUUCGACCCAUUUCGAGAACAGUUUGGGAAACUAAGACUGCUUGUUUGAGGGAAGGGGUUUUCAAGACUCCUUGUGAUGAGCAGCUUUUAAGUGCAUUGCCUCUUGAAAGUCACAAUGCAAAAGUUGUUUUUCUUUCCCCUAAAUUUGUGCAGCCGCAAAAGAUGGCUUGUGUGGUUCAUCUUGCAAGUAAAAUUUGUAGCUUGUGA